AUGCGGCCGCAGGAGCGCAGUCUGCCAGCUUUCGCUUGCACGUAUAACCAUCUCAGCCAGGCUUUCUACCGAGCACAUGAAGAGCAACCAACUAAUAUUUUUGUUCAGGCUGCGUUGAAGAACGGCUUGAAGUGCCGCAUGAUCAACGAGGAGCACGUCAACUUCUUGAAUGAUGACCUGAACUCUUUCCAAGCAAUCAACGUGCUGCACGCGUGGACGCUCAAGGUCGUCGGCGUGCUUGGGAAGUUCUACUCGAAGGAGAUCGUGGGUGCCAUGCUGUUGGAGGGCCUGAAACUGUGCGUCCCAAUGCCCGAGCGCAAGGAUGGCCAGAAGCUGAGAGACAUGCAGCGCAAGUUGCCGUGGUUGUUCAAGCAGCUGGGCCAGCACACGCUCAACAUGUUCGACUUGCUGAACAUGCCCAUUGCAGGGACCACCGCAGGCAGGAAAGUGGCCUCGGCGCGGUCUCAGGCGGUCGCGAGAGCCAUCGCUGAACACGCACAGAAGAUGGAGGAAGCCAACGCCAGAGCAACCCAUGAUGCCCAGGCUGCUGCAGGGCCCGAGGAGGAGCCGCCGCUGAAGAUGCAGCGCCGCGGGAAGGGUCGCGGUCGCGGUCGCGGCCGCGGCAACCUUGGGAAGUCCGCGUCCCCGUCCCCUCAGGACAACGGUGAGCCUGCCCUUCCUGCUGGCGUGGUGUGCGCGGCCGAGGAGCUCGUGGCGAUCGUCACUCCGCUCACUGGGAACGCUGCAGUUGGCCGCCCGGCCACGGUCCUCGACGACGUGAUUCGCGCCGUCGAGCACUCACUCGGGAAGGAUCAUGAUGAGAAGGUCGCUUGGAGGACGCGCUGCGAGGCCUACUCGAUCUUCCUGCAGUUCUGUUUCGCCGAGGAGGUCUCGAUGAACGGCAAGGCGUUCAAGAUCUACUCCAAGCUCCGCGAAGAUCUGCAAUCGAUGGCGUCGCUUGCUACCAGGCGCGCUACCGGAACUUUCGGCACGACUGACUGUGACAACAAGUCAUCUGAAGACGACCCCGACGCCGUGGCACAGCGCAUACUCGACAUCUGUCUCAAGCCAGUCGAGAUCACGAUUGGAGACGACAUUGAGCACGAAGACGACGUGUCCAGCGCCGACGCGGAGAGGAUGUUCGAGGCCCAGGAGAUCGAGAUCCGCACAUUUUUGAACGAGAACGCCAACACGCAUCCCACGUUGCAGAAGAAUUGCAAUGACAUGGCGCGCGAGCUCUCCAUGCUUGGGUACGAGAUGGACAUCCGGUACGCUUGCGUGGCCAUCGGCAACGUGAUGGAUAAGCACCUUCCCUGUAAGAUGAUCGAGUCGGUUGCUGCUAUUUCGGUCAUAGCUAGUCGGCUGGGCCGCGUCCCUGCGUUUGCUGAGGCUGUUUUCCCGAACGUUGAGUCGCUCGAGAGCUUCAUCAGUACUCGCGUGAUGUAUACCUUGCACGGAGUCAAGACUCUGGCAGAGUUCGGGAAGUUGAAAGCGGACGACCAGGCCAACCCAAUGCUCAAACUCUUGCAGCAGCACUUCAUUAUCAAGAAGGACGCCUUUGACUGGGUCGGGAUUUGGCAGCACGUGUUCAAGCUGGAGACGGAGGAGGCCCUCACUGAGUAUUGUCAGGAUUUUGUCAACGGCAAGAGCGCUGCGAAGAGGCCUGAGAGCUCGGGCGCAGGCGCCGUUGACGCGGCGGAGGCGGAGGCGGAGGCGAAGGACGAUGGCGCGACGGCCGCGGCUGGCGAUUGCGACGCGCUCGCCCCGAACCCGGACCAGCAGCAGCCGCCCGCAGCAGAGCAGGCCGAGCAGACGCAGACGCAGACGGUCACCUCGAAGAAAGUCUACUUUGAGAUGUCAGACGUCCACAACUUCAGCAAGAUGGGCGCGUCGCCGAAUGAUUCCGAGGGCGCCAAGCAGCUCAAUAUCGCCAACGUCGACGGCCUCCUGAUCAAGAGUAUCGAGACAUCGCUCAAUCACUACUUGUGGGUCCGGUACCGCGCGCAUGGUUGCAUGCACGGGAAGUCGGCGCACGUCACGUCGGGGCCGAAGGUCGAGGAGAUCUUCACGCCGAUCGAGUCGGCGGAGGCGAAGGCGGACAAGGCCACGCUCUACAACGUCAGCGACGAGGUCGAGGUGCACAUGGACGUGGACGGCUACCUCUUCGACGAUCGCGAAGAGGCGGGCGGCAAGGAGUGA
This is a messenger RNA of Prorocentrum cordatum, 2199 nucleotides long. The record is from the annotation of a GenBank genome assembly. NCBI's taxonomy places the organism in Eukaryota, Dinophyceae, Prorocentrales, Prorocentraceae.